AUGAUUCCACGGCAGGAUGAUGAGGAGACACCUCUUCUGCAACGACCAGAGCCAUCAACAGCCUCUAGAACACCUCUACCAUGGGAUCAGUUUUCAAUUGUACUGUUCUUGGAGAUGUUAGAUCCUCUCUCUUCUGGUACCCUUUCUCCGUUUAUUCCCGAACUCAUUAGACACAUCGGGGUGACUCACGGAAAUGAGUCCCAGGUUGGUCACUAUGUCGGCAUCCUUGUAAGGAUAUCUUCAUCGUUACUGCCCCUUCAUUCGUUUCUGAUACCCCCCGAGCAAUCAUCAUACUAUGUGGCUCAUGCACUGACUAUCUUUCAUUGGAGUCAACUGUCCGACCACAUCGGGCGGAAACCCGUGAUACUCAUAGCUCUAUUAGCAAUUUCUCUUUCGAUGUUCUCAUUUGGGAUCUCGAAAACCUUUCUUGAUCUGGUGGUCAGUCGUGUUAUCUGUGGAGCAUUCAAUGCAAGCAAUGGUAUCCUCAAAACCAUGGCGAUGGACAUCACUGACGCAACUAAUAUGCCUGAGGCAUAUGGCUAUGUACCAAUUCCGUGGAUGAUCGCAAACACAGUUGGACCAAUCAUCGGAGGAUCGCUCUCCCGACCGGCAGAUAGAUUUCCUGACAUCUUUGGGCGAUCAGAACUCCUGAAAACCUACCCAUAUCUCCUGCCACGCUCUAUUUCGGCAUUUGUUUCAUCAAUAGCUUGGCUAGUCACGUAUUUUCGUCUUAAAGAGAGCAUUUCUAUCAAGGCACCACUUUGGGAACUGAUUAAAGGAGGAUUGUCCCGACAGCCAUCAAGCGAUGUUAUAGUCAAUCCUGGAGAAAUUCAACCAAAGCCUCUUCCACUGCGUGCCUUGCUGACCUCGAAAGUUUCGAGCGUAACAGUGAGCUAUGGCACCACAGCCCUGCUUCACAUGUCGUUCAUGUCUGUCCUACCUGUUUUCUAUGCGACACCGAUUGAACUUGGCGGUCUGUCCCUCGAACCUCCUCGCAUUGGCGUUUUACUUGCGGCACAAAGUGUCGCACAUGGCGUAUUUCAGCUACUUUUCUUUGCUCGUUUACAUGAUUACUUCGGUGCAAGAGCUAUCCAUAUCACCGGCGUUAGCUCCGGCAUCCCUAUCGUCCUUCUAUUUCCAGCGAUCAAUGCUCUAGCUCGAGCCUAUGGGAUAGGUAUGGCGGUUUGGCUGUGUGUUGCCCUCCAGCUUAUGCUGACGAUCAGCCUGAUCAUGUGCUAUCCUUGCAUGUCAUUGUUUGUCAGAGCUGCCACUCCCAGUCGCGCCUCGUUUGGAGCAACCAAUGGAAUCACCCAGUUGGCUGGCUCAGUAGCAAGGAUCAUUGGCCCGGCGUCUGCAGCUUCGGUCUUCUCUUAUUCACUGCAGGAAGGGCGUGAUGCGUGGUUGAUAUACUACUUCUUGAUCAUAAUUGUAUGUCUCGCAGUUGGUACUGCUCUAUUACUUCCCCGUAAUCCUGCUGUAUGGGAAGAUUACGAAUGA
Molecule: messenger RNA, 1497 nt
Organism: Suillus bovinus
Lineage: Eukaryota; Fungi; Basidiomycota; Agaricomycetes; Boletales; Suillaceae
Product: major facilitator superfamily domain-containing protein
Exons: 6
Coding region: 1-1497 (498 amino acids)
Biological process (GO): transmembrane transport
Molecular function (GO): transmembrane transporter activity
Source: RefSeq, a predicted model, not a curated record